AUGAGUUUUAAAUUUUUUCCAAGGUAUGCAAAUGGUUGCAGAUAGUUUCUGGAGCUCGAAAACCAAGGCAAAGCAGGAGUCUUGUCUCAGAUUGAAAGGAGCCGACUGUCUUUUUCAUCCUUUUUUUCAUCAAAUUUCUUAUCUUUACCUCCAUCUUAUUCAAAUCCAUUACAGCCCCAUGACUGAUUUCACCCUUAUUGAUUCUGAGACCGAGAUCGAAGCCUCUCGAGGUACCAGUAGAACAAGAGUGAAUAUGGCUGAGGGAUCUUCAAUUGAAGGCCCCCAGGGGAAGAGGUUGCUGCAGCACCUUAAAGACCUACAUGAGGAAAACAAGACACUCAUGAAGCUCGUUGCGGACAAAGAAAAGCGUAUUGAAUCGUACAUGAUAGAUUUUGAAGAGCUGAAUGGCUUGAAAAUCAUUGUCAAUAAACUAGAGAAACAAAAUUUCGUACUCACCCAAGCAAACAGCCAGAUGUUGCAAGAGCUACGGAGUUUGAGAAACCAUGUGCAGAAAGUAGAACAACCAACUUUACCACCCGCCCAAGAAAUAAACCAGGUGCAGGAAGCACAACAACCAAAUUUGCAACCCCAAGAAAUAAUCCAGGUGCAGGAAGCACAACAACCAAAUUUGCAACCUGCCCAAGCAAGAGUCCAGGUGCAGGAAUUAGAACCACCAAGUUUGCAAGCUGCCCAAGCAAGUAGCCAGAUGCAGGAAGAAGAACUUGACCUAGAAAAUAGCCAGAUAUUGCUGGAACUCAAAUCACAUGAUCAUAUGUUAAGUUCUACUGACGAAGCAGUCCGGGAGUGUAUAGAUAUGAUCGAAAAACUUCAAGCUUUGGGCCCUCCUACUAAUGAAGCAAUCCAACAAGUUAAGGCAAAGCUUCAAGCAUAUUUCCCUGCAGCUUUGGGCCCUCUUACUAUUGAUGCAGUCCGGCAGAUUAGAGUGGGGUUUCGUAAGCUCCAGAAAUUGCAGUGUCCAAGGUGUGAAUCUAAUAACACUAAAUUCAGUGUUUUGAAAGCCAAAAGAAUAUCUGCCCCAAGGUAUCACUGCAAAAAUUGUAAAAUGGAAUGGACAUUAGGGGGCGAAAUAAGGAAACCUAUUGUGCUUGGAGGCGUGAAUAGAAGAGAUCUUCUUCAGCAGCGCAUCCAACGUGUUCAGCGUAGAAGGAUGAAGACUUGAAAAUAAUUUAUAUUCUCAACAUUGUAAAGUUUUGAGCUUGAUAUAGUUCUUGUUCCCAUUAGCAAGAUGAUAAUUGUCCAGCUUGGUUUCUUUCAUUGAGUAGUACGGAGUUACCAAAACAAACUAGCACUGUAAACUUAAAUAUAGUUGUUGCAUUAGUCAGUUCGACAAUACUCUUUUAAGUUUACAA
Molecule: messenger RNA, 1370 nt
Organism: Rosa chinensis
Lineage: Eukaryota; Viridiplantae; Streptophyta; Magnoliopsida; Rosales; Rosaceae
Exons: 7
Coding region: 26-1180 (384 amino acids)
Biological process (GO): regulation of DNA-templated transcription
Molecular function (GO): DNA binding; DNA-binding transcription factor activity
Source: RefSeq, a predicted model, not a curated record